Molecule: messenger RNA, 530 nt
Organism: Zychaea mexicana
Lineage: Eukaryota; Fungi; Mucoromycota; Mucoromycetes; Mucorales; Lichtheimiaceae
Exons: 2
Coding region: 151-354 (67 amino acids)
Source: RefSeq, a predicted model, not a curated record
UUUUAUAAUAAGCGCGUGUCGAAGGAACGCUCUAAUCGAAAAAAAAUAAUAAUAAAAAGGGCGAUACAUGUUUUUUAGAGGUUUGGAAUCGCUACCAAAAGUACCACACUACUACCAUCAACUUGCAGCUUUACUUACAGAAAUAAAAAAAUGUUUCCUGUCAAGAGCCUCUUGUUCCUCACUUUGAUUACCCUCGUCGCCAUUGUUAACGGUGCCGCUAUGCCUGUUGAAAAGCGCUGCAAGGCUGCUGGUAAUGUCUGCAACCCUGGUGGCGCUGGAGAGGCAUGCUGCAGUAACAUCUGCCUUCCUCAAGGAGCAAACACUGCUAUUGGAACUUGUGCUGCCUCUGCCUAAACAGCCGAACCCUUGCUACUGUGGGCUGCACCAAAAACAGAGCAAUUGAGACGACCAUGUUCUUUCUCCUUUUGUUUCUCAUUCAACCCCGUCAAGAAUCAUCUUAUGUUGCUAAAUAUGUAUCGCUGCACUGACGGUGUCAAUAAUAAUAAAAAAAGUGUUAUGAAACAAAUGGC